AUGGCGGCGUCCCUGGGACGGUAUGGAUGCGGUUCUCGCUUUGUUUUUUAUUUAAUUUUGUCGCUGGAGCUGCUCAACACAUUCGGACUGUGUUCGGACGCACCUUGCCCGCUUAACUGUACCUGCAGCGGGGAUUCGGUGGACUGUAGUGGCCGGGAACUGACCGUCCCGCCUCUGGACCUUCCAGUUCGGACCGUUUCCUUAAAUCUGGGAAACAAUAAGCUGGCCUCCAUCAGCACCGAAGCCUUUGCUAAUCUUCCUAACCUGCGUGAACUGCACUUGGAUCACAAUGAGCUCACGUCCAUACCAGAUUUAGGACAGGCUGCUUCCAAAAUAACAUCCCUCUACCUGCAUCAUAAUAAGAUCCGCAAUAUAGAUGGCAGACGAACCAUAGAGCUGGUUUCUGUGGAAAAGCUGGACCUGAGCAAUAAUGACAUCACUGACCUGCGAGAGGACGGCUUUCCCGCCGGACUUCGCAUCAGAGACCUAUACCUCAGCAACAACAAGAUCAGCACACUGGAAGUUGGAGCGCUGGACCGUCUGGGCUCAACUCUGCAGGUUUUGCGCCUUAGCCGAAACCGAAUAAGCCAGAUCCCGAUCCGAGCCUUCCAGCUUACAAGGCUCAUCCAGCUAGAGCUGAACAGGAACCGUAUCCUUCAGAUCGAGGGCCUAACCUUCCAGGGUCUGUCCAGCUUGGAGGUGCUGAAGUUGCAAAGAAACAGCAUCAGUAAACUGACUGAUGGAGCCUUCUGGAAUCUGUCCAAGAUGAAAGUCCUCCACCUGGAGUACAACAACCUGACUGAGGUGAACAGCGGCUCCUUGUAUGGCCUCAGCUCCCUCACACAGCUCUUCCUCAGCAAUAACUCCAUAGCCCGCAUCAACCCUGAUGGCUGGAAGUUCUGCCAGAGGUUGAGGGAACUGAAUCUGUCCUACAACAACCUGACCCGUCUGGACGAGGGGAGUCUGGCUGUGCUGGGGGAGCUGCACUCGCUGCGGCUGGGCCACAACGCCAUCAGCCACAUUGACGAGGGAGCCUUCAGGGGCCUGAAGGCCCUACGAGUCCUGGAGCUGGACCAUAACGACAUCUCUGGCACAAUAGAGGACACCAACGGGGCCUUCGCUGGAUUGGACAAGCUCAAUAAGCUGACUCUGUUUGGAAACAAGAUCAAAUCUGUGGCCAAGAAAGCCUUCGCCGGCCUUGAGACCCUGGAACACCUGAACUUGGGAGAGAACGCGAUCCGUUCCAUCCAGCCCGAUGCUUUCAGCCAGAUCAGGAUCCUGAAAAGCCUCCUCAUUCAGAGCAACAGUUUCCUCUGUGACUGCCAGCUCCAGUGGUUGCCCCUUUGGCUGCAGUUUCAUGGUCUGCAGACAGGUGUAAAUGCCACAUGUGCCCACCCAGUGAGCCUGCAGGGCACUAGCAUAUUUGAAGCUCCGCAAAAUGGCUUUGUGUGUGAUGACCUCCCCAAGCCUCAGAUCACAGUCCAGCCGGAGAACACGAUGACUGUACUGGGCAGCGAUGUGCGUCUCACCUGCAAGGCGGUGAGCAGCAGCUCCUCACCAGUGACUUUCGCCUGGCGCAAAGACCAGGAGCUGCUUUCCCACGCGGAGAUAGAGAACUUUGCACACCUGCACACCCGCCAUCAGGGCGCCACUCCCGACACGUCGGGGAUGGGCGGAGGCGUGAUGGAGUACACCACCAUCCUGCAUCUACGGCACGCCACCUUUGCCCAUGAGGGCCGUUACCAGUGCAUCAUCACCAACCACUUUGGCUCCACCUACUCCAACAAGGCUCAAGUUGUUGUCAACGUCCUGCCGUCCUUCCUGAAGACCCCCAGGGACAGCGCCAUCCGCACGGGGAACACCGCCAGGUUGGAGUGCGCCGCAGAGGGCCACCCGGCACCCCAGAUUGCCUGGCAGAAAGACGGCGGCACGGACUUCCCCGCCGCCCGGGAGCGCCGCAUGCACGUGAUGCCCGACGACGACGUGUUCUUCAUCAUGGGUGUGAAGCCCGAGGACAUGGGCGUCUACAGCUGCACAGCCAAAAACACGGCGGGCACCGUCUCGGCCAACGCCACCCUCACCGUGCUGGAAACGCCCCACCUGGCUCAGGACAUGAAGAACCCCAGCGUGGCGGCUGGCGACACGGUGGCGCUGCAGUGCAAAGCCCUUGGUAGCCCGCCGCCGCGUAUUACCUGGCUGCAUGACGACCGGCCGCUGCCCACCUCCGACCGGCACUUCUUCACCCCCGGCAACCAGCUGCUGGUCAUCAACUCCGCCUUGACGAAUGACUCCGGCCGCUACACCUGUGUAAUGUCCAACAGGCUGGGCACAGCACGCGCCCACAGCCAGCUGGUGGUGACCGAGCGCGGCUCGUGCUUGAGCACCAUUGGCAUCAUUGUCAUCGCCGUGGUUACAAGCAUUGUGGUGACAUCCUUGGUGUGGGUCUGCAUCAUUUAUCAGACGAGGAAGAAGAGCGAGGAGUGCAGCGUGACCAACACGGACGAGACGAUUGUCCCUCCAGAUGUCCCCAGCUACCUGUCCUCUCAGGGCACUCUGUCCGAGCGACAGGACGUGUGUAUCCGUGUGGAAGCUGGAAGCGGACCUCAGCCCAACGGGCACGUUUUAGACACCUCAGGGUUUGACGGAGCUGUGGUGUGUGCGAACUGCAUGGAGACCGGCAACAGCUACUCCACCGACACAGACUACCUGGCCCACGGAUUCGACCUCGCUCACGCCGGCGAGUACCAACAGGAGCCGCUAGCCCCGCCGCCGUACUCUCAGUGUAACCAGGCAAACGACGGGUCCCUCUGCAACGGCACACCCUGCAGUAUGCGAAAGGACCCGCAAGGAUCUGCCUUUCCCAAAAAUCACAACACGAUAGAGCGAAGUCAGGAUGACAGAACAGCAAGCAGAAGGGGAGCGACGCCGGCAGGCUGCCCGUCGCAGGAUGACUCCUUCCAUGAGCCGGUAAAGCUGGCCGGCGGGACAAACUACGGACGCUUGGACACUGACUGUGAGCCUGAGCUCAGGCAGACUCUGCUGCCAAACGGACACGCCCUCAGAGCCUCUCAGAGUGGGAGCGUCCCUCUAAGGAGAUCGAGCGACUAGCGGGACACUGAAUCAAGCUUUGAAUUCUUUCUUUGCACUGGGAAAUAAACUGCUACCUCACAUGGAGGGGGACGAUCCAGAGCCUCCCGCGUCCUGACCGACACCCGGGGGGGACAAAUAUACGUUCGUCGUCGAAAGGGAGAGUCGGGGGUUCAAAGAGGAAGCUUGUGUGGGUGGCGCCCCACCUGAGCGUAUCAGUUGUAUAUAGUUUAAAACCUUCCUCUGGGAGGAGACCAGUUUAAAGAAAGAACUUUAGUACCCAAAAAAAAAAGGAAAUAAAUGUGACUUGCAUUUGAAGCAUGCAAAUAUAGGGAAUCUUGUACAGUGUAAUUAUGUGCAGUAGGAAAAAAAGAGAAAUAUAAGAGGGACUUUUGACUGUACAUAAGAGUUUUCUUUAAUAUUAUAUAAGUUUUACAAAAGAGUGUUGGAAUAUCCGUGCAUGGCAAAGAAAGAAGUGAUAUUUUUAUUGUUCUUAGGGAGAAAAACGCCUUUUUCAGCUUUCACCAACAUCCAGCUGCAGUGCCUUAUUGCAUGAUCAAAGAAAACUCAACCUGUGAUUCUUAUUUUGUUUUUUGUGAAAGAUACAGGUACACAUUUUUUUUUUAUAGCAAAACACUUGGUUGCACUUGAUCUUUUUCUUUCUUUAGACAAAUGCUGCCAGCUAUGGCCUUACAGAAACGUAAUUCACCUGCAUUGUCGCAGAAUGAAGAAGGAGACUUGAUGUGAAAUAUUUUUGGUAUGUUUGUGGGCGGUCAGCUCAAGCACUUUUUAUACUCUUCAUUAACAGAUUGCGCAUUAACAUCCUCUGCUAACAGGAGUCCCUCCACCUGGGUGAGACUGCAGGUUAAAGUAAGGGGGUGACGUCACCAAGUUUGAGAUAAAAUAUGAUUUAUUUUCCAAAUAGAUUCAAACAGCCACCAAGGUGUCCUCCUUUCAGUUUCCUUCGUCAGUAACCACUUCCACACCGAAGUGCGUGGAUAUGUAAGCUUUAGGGAGAACAAAGUUAGUUACUGCUGUAAUCCUCCUCAAACAUCCACUGGUGUUCAUUUUGAAGCAGAUAAAGGCCAGUAGUCCCGCCGGGCUCCGUCCCUGCAGCUCUGUCUGGAACGGUCGGGAAGCUUGUGCUCCAACCAAACCAGGAUCAAUGCAGUCAUGCAGGUCCCCGGAUACAUGGGGUCACAUUCAGUCAAAGUGGUUAGUUUCAGUACCAGAGGUAAGGUGGAGGACAUCCUCCUCCAGUUACGCCUUUCAGAGUUGUCCUUACCUGUGAGACCACUGGUGUAGCGCCUUAAAGGGACAGGAGGGAAACGAGGUGCGGCUCGUGUUGGGAGACUAAUUUAUUGAAGCAAAGCGUCUGUACCGAUGUUAAAAGCUGAAACAGUGAAGUGUCUAACAUGGCAUUGAAGUGUCUAAUAAAAAAUCACAUUUUGCUACGAUCA
Messenger RNA from Cyprinodon tularosa, 4547 nucleotides. It is a transcript of the gene lrig1, whose product is annotated as leucine-rich repeats and immunoglobulin-like domains 1. The transcript is spliced from 18 exons. Bases 1 to 3108 code for a protein of 1035 amino acids. The record is from RefSeq and is a predicted model, not a curated record. Lineage: Eukaryota; Metazoa; Chordata; Actinopteri; Cyprinodontiformes; Cyprinodontidae. Gene Ontology annotation, molecular function: protein binding.